GGGCCCGAACCGAUACAGAAGUCACUGCGGGGGUCGCUGGGAGUGUAGUCUUUAACGCGGAGUUGCUAGAGAAGGGGGGGUCGCGGCACAGCUAGGAAAUUGUUCCCGCUAUCUUCUACAUGUUUUAUCCACUGCUUUUAAGAAGAAAGAAGGGGAGUCACGUGACACAGGGGCCAUUCUCCGGUGGCUGGAGCAUGUUACCCAGAAACAGCUCCCUCAGAGGCCCGUGGGAGCCGCUGGCCGGCGGCGCGUUUGGGGAGCCGCCGAGCAUCCUGGGAGGUGUGGUCCCGGCGCCGGGCCGAAGAUUCUGGGCAGUGUAGUCCCGGCGUCCUGCUGGAGUAGCUCCCCAGCUGGUGCCUGGAGUGACCCCUUGUUCUUUGGUGGCGCUGGUGAGUGGGGCUCCCACGAGACUUCUUCGCAGCCGUACCCUCUCCGCGCGGAAAGGUCCACUCCUGAUGCCUUUCAGGAAGAGGAAACCCUACGCUGCAGGAGCUUGAGAGUUUCCAGCGACUCUCCUGAACCUUUCAGUCCUUGUUCUGACCCCUAGCUCCUGCCUUCAGAGAGGACCACCUGGUGGGCAAAAGGACUCAGGCACACAUGGCAUUCAGAGACGUGGCUGUGGAUUUCACCCAAGAGGAAUGGAUGCUGUUGAGCCCUGCUCAGAGGUCCCUGUACAGGGAGGUGAUGCUAGAGAACUACAGCAAUCUGGUCUCGCUCGGAAUUCCAUUUUCUAAACCGAAACUCAUCACUCAGCUGGAGCAAGGGAAGGAAACCUGGAGAGAAGAGAGAAAAUGUCCACCGGCCACCUGCUCCGCAGAACCACAGCCAGAGCUCCACCUCUGUCCUUUCUGCCCUCCGGAUUUCUCCAGUCGGAAGUUCCACGUGCAGCAUGUGCUGUGUCGUCACCCGCCCUGGCUCCUCACCUGCUUGUGUGCAGAAGAUCCUGCCCAGCCCAGAGAUCCGUGCUCCGGGGACCCGAAGCAGACACAGCGAGCCUGUGCUGGAAGUUCCUGGAACGACAGAGCAGAAGGUGGAGAGAGAGAAAGUGCCCUGCCUUUGUUUGGAAAGACCAAGAAAAGGACUCCAGGGGUGUUCUCCAGGCCACCCCAGAGGCAGCCCGAGAGCCCCAGGAAUGGCAUUCGAGGCGUGGAGGUGGAGGCCAGUCCCGCCCAGACAGGGAACCCCGAGGAAACAGACAAGCUGCUCAAGAGGAUAGAAGUCUUGGGGUUCGGAACAGUCAAUUGUGGAGAGUGUGGACUCGGCUUCAGCAAGAUGACCAACCUGCUUAGUCAUCAGAGGAUACACUCCGGGGAGAAGCCUUAUGUGUGCGGGGUGUGUGAGAAGGGCUUCAGUCUAAAGAAAAGCCUUGCCAGACACCAGAAGGCACACUCGGGGGAGAAGCCUAUUGUGUGCGGGGAGUGUGGGCGAGGCUUUAACCGGAAGUCGACACUUGUCAUACACGAGAGGACACACUCGGGUGAGAAGCCUUAUAUGUGCAGCGAGUGUGGGCGAGGCUUUAGUCAGAAGUCGAACCUCAUCAUACACCAGAGGACACACUCUGGGGAGAAGCCCUACGUGUGCCAGGAGUGUGGCAAAGGCUUCAGCCAGAAGUCAGCAGUCGUCAGACACCAGCGGACACACUUGGAGGAGAAGACCAUCGUGUGCAGCGACUGUGGCCUGGGCUUCAGCGACAGGUCGAACCUCAUCUCCCACCAGCGGACACACUCAGGGGAGAAGCCCUACGCCUGCAAGGAGUGUGGGCGAUGCUUCAGGCAGAGGACCACCCUCGUCAACCACCAGAGGACACACUCCAAGGAGAAGCCCUAUGUGUGUGGAGUGUGUGGGCACAGCUUUAGCCAGAACUCCACUCUCAUCUCACACCGGCGGACGCACACGGGCGAGAAGCCUUACGUGUGCGGGGUGUGUGGACGCGGCUUUAGUCUGAAGUCACACCUCAACAGACACCAGAACAUACACUCAGGGGAUAAGCCCAUCGUGUGUAAGGACUGUGGGCGAGGCUUCAGCCAGCAGUCAAAUCUCAUCAGACACCAGAGGACACAUUCAGGGGAAAAGCCCAUGGUGUGUGAGGAGUGCGGGCGAGGCUUCAGCCAGAAGUCAAACCUCAUCGCGCACCAGAGGACACACUCAGGGGAAAAGCCGUACGUGUGCAGGGAGUGUGGGCGAGGCUUCAGUCACCAGGCAGGCCUCAUCAGGCACAGGCGGAAACACGCGAGGGAAAAGCCUUACACGUGCAGGCAGUGUGGACUCGGCUUUAGCAGCAAGUCAGCACUAAUUACGCACAAAUGGGUCCACUUGGAAGCGAAGCCUUGUUUGUGCAGGGAGUGUGGCCAAGGCUUUACCCAAAAGUCACACCUCGUCUUACAUCGGAGGACACACCAGGGGAAGAAGCCUUAUGUGUGCAAGACAUGCGGCCAAGGCUUUAGCCAGAAGUCUCACCUCAGCCGACACAGGAGGAUGAAAUCUGUCCACCACAAACCACCACUUGAGUCUGACUCUGAGGCCUGUUCAGGACAAUCUUCUGACCCCUUUCACUCUCUUUGAGAGUGAAGAUGGGGUCAAGGACUCAAUACUCAACAUUUUUUUACACUUGACACAUGAAAUGGAGGAGAAAAAUGCAUUCCACAUUUGACUUAGUUUACUUCCUCCACACUAAGUCUUGAUGUUUGUGGCCUUUUGUUCUAAUAAACUUUGCUUCUUUACAAAUCUGCA
This is a messenger RNA of Phacochoerus africanus (Common warthog), 2730 nucleotides long. It is a transcript of the gene ZNF133, whose product is annotated as zinc finger protein 133. Gene Ontology annotation, biological process: regulation of transcription by RNA polymerase II. Lineage: Eukaryota; Metazoa; Chordata; Mammalia; Artiodactyla; Suidae. Gene Ontology annotation, molecular function: DNA-binding transcription factor activity, RNA polymerase II-specific; RNA polymerase II cis-regulatory region sequence-specific DNA binding. The record is from RefSeq and is a predicted model, not a curated record.